AUGGAAGAGGUCGGGAAGCGCCGACGAGUCGAUAGGCGUAGAUCUGCGCAUUGGCCUAGCUGUAUACACUCCGCCUCUGACGAUACUCGUCCUAGAGUCACGUCCGAUCCGCUUGAUCCUAUGUCUUCGACGAGCAGCGAUACUUACGCGGACUCAGAUACACGCGGAUCCUGUCAGCGCUGUGCAAAGCGUGACAUUCCCUGCAUCCGUUCCAGAGGCAUCAGGAAGCCAUGCUACGAGUGCCGCGACCGCCACGAAGGCUGCACGCUCCCCGAUGGUACCCCUUACCGUCGAAGGGCAGAGCCGGACGACAGUUCAGAUGACGAUGAAUAUAGUGAUGAUGACGAUGAGACAUCGCGCAGUGCAUCGAGUACAAGCCUAGAACGCGACGUAGAGAGGCCCGCCUCAGCUCCAGUCGUCGCUGAAGGCCAGCGCAUGGAGAGGGUAACCACCGACGAGCCCGUAAAAGGAGUCUUCCGUACGAAGGUCAUAUUUAAGGGAGACAAACCCACACAGGUUAAUAUACCUACCCUCCUACCUAUCUUCCGAAUCGGCCCGCCCAGGGGCGUCCCGCGCACCGAUAUGUUAUUCGAACCCUCCAAACGCUCGAAGCUUUCGAAAUCAGAUGUCGAGAGACGUCGUUUAUCUGAAUCCUCGAAACCCGCCGGACGUUCCCUCGUGCCCUUUGUUACGACAGACAGCGCGUACGGCGACUUGGAGAAGGAUGAAGACGUCGGGCGCGUGACGGAGAAGAGGGCUGCAACUGCUGCACCUGCACCGGUGUCAGGCCAGGCAACGUCCGCGAAGCGUCCACGAGUUGGGUUCGAGUCUCCGCUAUAUUCGCUGUCCACAUCCGGAUCCCCCGUACGCCACCCCGACUUCUGGCUCCGGGACGGCUCGGUCGUCAUCCGUGUGGGGUCAUUCCUCUUCAAGCUGCACGGGUCGCGUCUAGAGCAAGAAUCAAAGUUCUUCGCCCACCUAUUUUCGAACGCUAGAUCGGGGCAGAAAACAAUAGAUGGCUGCCCACCCUAUGAGACACACGUAGUGUCAUCGUCGGACUUCGCGGUGCUGUUGAAGGCGAUGGACGGGGGGAUCACGUACGCGCUGAACCCACCGCCGUUCCAUACCCUCGCUAAGCUUUUACGCACCGCACACACUCUCCAAUGCACGAAAUUCACUACAUAUGCAUCGAAUGUCCUCCGCACGACGUGGCCCUCCGAUCCCGCUUCCCUCACUCCUGAACGUACGCCAUACGCUGCAGAGACCAUCGCCCUAGCACGCAAGUGCGCGGUACCAGAGGUACUCAAGCGUGCAUACUACGAGCUGCUGCGCACCCCCAAUUUCGGCCAGGCGCACGACGAAGAAGACGACGUGUCACCGCUCGGGGUACAAGACUACUCGCGCCUCACCACCGUUCGUGAGAAGUUGCAAGCCGAGUGGAUGCAGAUCGUGUCGGCACCCCCGGACCAUUCGCAUAGCCAGUUGGCUUCCUGGGCGGAACAUGAGGCCCUCAAGUCCCGGCGACACUGCGAGCAGGCGCACGCGAACGGCGCGGAGAUGUGGGUGCAGGCCGUCGUUCAGAAACCUGUGUUUACCGAGGGAUUGUUGGAUCCACUUUGUGCCCUUCAGACCCUUGUCGAUAUUGACUGGAGUGCCCUGGGAUAUUGUGCACAUUGUGUGGACCGGUGGAGGACGGCGUGGAGGAAGAGGCGGGAGCGGAUUUGGACAGAUCUGGAUGCGUGGUUGGGACUGAGUUGA
This is a messenger RNA of Sparassis crispa, 1758 nucleotides long. RefSeq lists its product with no specific name. The record is from RefSeq and is a predicted model, not a curated record. Bases 1 to 1758 code for a protein of 585 amino acids. The transcript has 6 exons. NCBI's taxonomy places the organism in Eukaryota, Fungi, Basidiomycota, Agaricomycetes, Polyporales, Sparassidaceae.